AUGACCUCAAAAAAGAUACAGGAUUGGACUAAUAAGAAUUUGUUUACUGGAUCAGUCGAUUCAUGGAAUGAUGAAUACAGUCAUCCUUUUCCUAACACAGCUCCAAGUCAUGGCGGUCAACAAGAAGAACAUGGUCUUACUGAAAGAAAUGGCUCAUUCGGAUAUGGAAGUACAGAGGGUGCAGAGCCUUCAGAGAAGAUGGUCAAUGAUCAUCAAGAAGUCGACCCGCAUGCAAGCAGUGAACCUAUCACAUCAUUACAGGCAGCUUGGAACGUGACGAAUGCGAUUCAGGGAAUGUUUAUUGUCGGAUUGCCAAUUGCUGUGAAGGUUGGCGGUUGGUGGAGUGUUGGAGCGAUGGUUUUCGUUGCUUGGAUUUGCUAUUGGACGGGCAUUCUACUUGUCGAGUGUCUUUAUGAUAAAGAGAUAAAAAUUCGGCACAGCUAUCGAGAAGUGGCCGAGGCUUAUCGUCCUGGCUUCGGGAAAAUCGUUUUGGCAGCACAGAUGACCGAGUUGCUCUCAACUUGUAUUAUUUAUCUCGUAAUGGCGGCUGAUUUGAUGCAAGCUUGUUUUCCGAGUAUUGAUAAGCCAGCCUGGAUGAUGUUGGUUUCAUCAAUUCUUCUCGGAUGUGCUCUCCUUGAGUCGCUUGUCGUCGUUUCACAGUUAUCCCUAGCCAAUGCAGUUUCUCAUUUGAUCAUCAAUGCAAUCAUGGUUAUCUAUUGUCUUUCACAGAUAAGCUCAUGGGUAUGGGCUGAUGUGCGUCUGCUUCCAUCGAUCGAUACCUUUCCAACAAUGAUCGGUGUGGUCGUUUUCGGCUACACGUCACACAUUUUCCUACCAGCGCUUGAGGGAAAUAUGAAGGAACCAAAAGAAUUCAAGUGGAUGCUUAAAUGGUCGCAUGUUGCUGCAGCGCUCUUUAAAUCCAUCUUUGGCCUCAUGGGCUUUCUCACCUUCGGUCAAUUAACUCAACAAGAGAUUUCAAAUUCUCUGCCAAAUCAAGGAUUCAAGAUCUUGAUUAAUUUUGUGCUAGUUGUGAAGGCUCUCCUCUCAUAUCCACUACCAUUUUUCGCUGCUGUCCAAUUGCUCAAAGACAACUUCUUUCGUGGUCGAAAGUUCACAAUUUUUACGAGUUGUUACUCGAAAGAUCAUUCACUCCGUGAGUGGGCUUUAUUGUUGAGAAUCGUGCUUGUUUUGUUCACUCUCUUCGUUGCACUUUCUGUGCCGUAUCUCAUCGAGUUGAUGGGACUCAUUGGGAAUAUUACAGGCACAAUGCUUUCCUUUAUAUGGCCAGCUUUAUUUCAUCUCAAGCUGAAACAAGCAGGAAUGGUGAACAGAGAUCGAAAGUUUGAUCAAUUUGUGGUUGGACUUGGUUGUUUCAUUUGUGUUACUGGCAUCUAUUACUCGGCCAAAGAACUUCUCUUAGCUGUUCAAAAUGGAGAUCAA
Mesorhabditis belari is the source of this 1440-nucleotide messenger RNA. The record is from the annotation of a GenBank genome assembly. NCBI's taxonomy places the organism in Eukaryota, Metazoa, Nematoda, Chromadorea, Rhabditida, Rhabditidae.